CCGUGUGUUGAGGCUAUCUCAGCUGGCGAUACUCUGCAUUGUUCAGCUCUUUCUGUGGUCUAAAAGACAAUAUUUACAGGAAUAUGUAUCUGUAAGAAGUGACUGUGUUACAAGAGACUGUUUCGGGAAGCGGUGCAGCUUGUGUCUUCGUUGAAAAGAGUCGCAUUGUUAUCGUUUCCUCCAAAAAAGGCAGCUGCUUGUCCUUCAUGUGCUAAAAUGCGCUAGCAAGAGCUGCUGUUGACUGUAUCACAGUGUUGCCUACUCCGAUACCUUCUGCUCCACGAUACGUCCAAAUAUGAUGAUGCCAACCCGGCCCCAGCGGAUCAGUGACAGUGAAUCCAUUGACAGUGAAUCCAAUUACAGUGAAUCCAAGGUGUGGUACUUAAGGAAUGCUGAGGAUGUGUUGCGGGGCCUCAACAAGCAGCGGAAGCGCAACCACUUCUGUGAUGUGGUGCUGGUGGCUGACAAGCAGCGGAUUCCUGCUCACCGAGCCCUGCUGGCCCUCUCCAGCCCAUACUUCCAUGCCAUGUUCACAUUGGGCAUGAGGGAGCAACACUCGGAGGAGGUGGAGCUGGUUGGCAUGUCCUACAUCGGUCUGAAGACUGUAGUGGACUCACUGUACACUGGAAAGCUUCCAUUGGAUGAAGAAAACAUUGACCAUGUGCUGGAAGCUGCCCACUUUUUGCAGGUGGGUCCAGUGGUGGAUAUGUGUGGCCAUUACCUGAAGGAGGAGCUGAGUGAGGACAACUACCUGCACCUGCAGGAGCUGGCGCUGCUCUACAGCCUGAAGCCACUCGAGACGUGCAUUGACGACUUCAUCCUUGCACGCUUUGCCACGCUCUCUUUCACCCCUGAGUUCUCUCACAGCAUUCCUUUACACAAACUCACAUCCUACCUCUCCAGUGGCCAGGUUCAGCAUGACAGUGAGGAGGCGCUUCUCCAGGCCACCCUGCAGUGGCUCAGCCAGACUCCUGAGCGGACUGCCCACGCCGCACAGCUCCUCUCCCACAUCCGCCUCCCUCUGGUGCCAGCCGAGGACCUGAUGGGCCGAGCGCUGCCGGCGGUGCGGGCCCUGCUGAAGGAGGAUGCCAGCUGCAAGGCCCUGCUGGAGGAAGCUGAGUCAUAUCACGCCAGGCCCAGCGCCCAGCCGCUCCUGCAAACAGGACGCACCGCGCCGAGAGGAGGUGUAGAGCGCCUACUGCUGAUUGGAGGAGAGGUGCCAGAACGUGGAGAGGAGCUAAGCGCCAAUGUUUGCUGGCUGGACGGUGACGAGAAAAACUGGGUGGUGGAAACUGCGCUGCCGUCAGAGCGGAGCCACCACCGCCUGGCAGUGCUGGGGGGCUUCAUCUUCACUGCUGGUGGCAGCUCGUCCAGGGACAACGGUGGAGGCGCUUCCUGUAACCUGCACAGAUACGACCCCCGCCACAACCAGUGGACCACGGGUGCUCCAAUGAACGAGCGGCGUGCAGAUUUUUACCUGGGGGCGAUGGGAGACUGCCUAAUUGCCGUGGGUGGGAGGAAUGACACCGGAACAUUGUCCUCUGUGGAGGUUUACCAUCCCGCUGAGGACAGCUGGUCCUACGUGGCAGAACUGCCCAGGUCUACGUAUGCCCAUGCUGGGACCGUCUACAAGGGUGUAGUCUGCAUCUCAGGCGGUCACGACUCUCAGAUCGGCCCAUACCGCCGAGAUUUCCUGAGUUAUAAUUCAUGCCGGGACUGUAAUGUGUGGGUGGAACAACAGCCCAUGUCUGUGGCCCGGGGCUGGCAUUGCAUGGCCUCCCUUAACCACCUCAUCUAUGCCAUCGGGGGCAGUGAUGACAACGCAGACACCACUGAGCGCUUCGACAUCCUGGAAGUGGAAUCUUUCAACCCAAGCAGCAGCCAGUGGACCCGGGUGUCACCGCUGCUGCUGCCCAACAGCGAGGCAGGGCUUGCAGUCUGGAAAGACAGAAUCUUUGUGCUCGGGGGCUACAGCUGGGAGGGUAUGGAGUUCUCCAGAGCCACUCAGGUGUACUACCCUUGGAUGCGCUCAUGGCUUAGGGGACCUGACCUGCCGAAUCGCACCGCAGGGGCCUCGGCAUGUGUGUGCACUUUGAAGCCCUCACCAUCAUCACCCUCUCCAGAGAAGAAGAACUAGGUGGGAAAAGGGAUAAAAGGAAGAUUACACCCCAUGUAACAACUGUGAUGAGGGACUUUUUCUUUGUCUGAAAAUACAGGGCCUGACUUUUGGCUGAGACACAGCCUGAUGCAUAUUUCUGAUACAAAAUAUUUUUUUUUAUAUAAGAUACAUAUUUAGUUAUGUCCCUAUUCAUUUUCUCACAAUCUCAGAGGGACUGCAGCAUCAAAAAAGGGAAGAGAAGUGGUAAUAAUGGUUACCAGUUUUUAUAAAUUUUUUGGUAAAGAUUCAAAAUCAGAAUCAGAAAAGCUUUAUUGCUAAGUCUGGUUUUUACACAUACAAGGAAUUUGUUUUGGUGUUGUAGGUGCAUCUCACACAUUCUCUAAAUAUAAGAAGGUUAAUGAAAAUCAAGAAUUCGAAUAUAAACAAAACCCCAUUAAAAAUGAAUGCAAAGACCUGCGUUUUUGCAGCACCAUCUGACGGCCGACGUGGUUGGUGUGAAUGCCCACUUAGACACAAAUGCGGAAGAGAGGCUCAAAAUGACUUGAUGUCAAACUGCCAAUUAUGAAAACCCUUUCUACAUACAGUGUCCUCUAUCCCAGUCUGUUGCAUCUUUGCAGUCUAUCUCUGUUACAUGCGAUACUUGCAGGCCCAGAGCAGAAUACCUCGCUGACGGUGAACUCGGGAUCAUUGGCCUUCCCUGUGCCUCUCACAGUCGUCUGUCUGUUUUCCUCACUCUUGUUUCCAAGCCGAACAGACAAUAAGAUGAAUUGGCUAUUCGGCCGACGGCCAGCGGUCGCCUCGGUGUGUUAGGGACCUUCAGAAACCAAAGCACAUAUCGUUUUGUGCUUUUUCAAGGUCCAUCCCCCACUGCCUACCUUAACACAUAUUUAGAGAGUUUAUGUAAGAAAAUGAUAAUGUUCACUACUGUAUAUUGUAGUAAAAUUUCAUAAAUUUUUCAGAAUCUUUUAUUGGACUUUGCAUUUGCAAGUCUUAACCUGUCAAAUUGCCUUCAUUAAAAAAGAAUUGAUUGUGUAACAUUAACAUUAAAAGUCACUUUUCAGAGCUUAUUAAUGCCCUAAAAUGUGUUGGUCACAUUCAUUACGAUCACAUUUGGAGCACUGAAUCAAAUCAACUUUAUUUAUAAAGCACUUUACACACAACACAGUUGAUCCAAAGGGCUUUGCAGCAGUGGUUCUGUGCCAGGGACCUUUACAUUCAGAAAGAAACUUCUAGGGACGAGUUGUCAUUUUUAAGAUGCAUCGUUUAAACAAAACAAGCUGUUACCGUUUUACACAGUGCUCAAUCUACAGUGGUUUUAUUUGCAUGUUAUGUACUAAGUGGCAACAAAGGCUAAUUGUAUGAAUAUAAUCUAUUUUAACAUUCAGACCAUUUCACAAAAUAUUUCAUUUUUCUCCCAUACUAAUUAUUAAGGUAAAGUAUGUAAGCGUCAUCAGGGAAACAUACUUAAAGUAUAAAAAGUUAAAGUACUCAAAAAUCCUCACAUUUUAGAUACUGGAAACAAUCAAAACACUUCUGUCAAUUAAAUGUUUAAUUGGCUAAUAAUUUCAGCUGUAUGGCAUUAUAUUGUUGGGUAGUAUUUUAUAAACUACAUGUGUUUUGUGUGCAAAAAUCUUAAUUUGUAAAUUAACUACUAACUAAAGCUUUCAGAUUAAUGUUGUGGAGUAAAAAGUACAAUAUUUGCCUAUGAAAUAGAACUAGAAAGCAUGAAGAGAAAAGACUUGAGUACAAUACAAGUACCUCAAAGUUGUAAUUAAGUACCGUAGUAAAUGUACUUAGUUACAUUGCACCACUGGCGGAUGGAAAUCAAGGGAAAGAAUGAAGUUUGGAGAUGAUGCAGAGCUACAGUACAUUAAGUUAAAAAUCUACCUGAUUCAUUUGUUUGUCUUCAAUCAUGAAAUACGAGUCCCAAGUUUUGUUUGCAUGUGAUUUUAAGGGGGAUUUAACCAAUGGAUGAGAUGAGGAAAAGUAAUUUUGGUCAAAUGCUGUUGUCCAAAUAAAAGAACAUUUACAGUU
Molecule: messenger RNA, 4153 nt
Organism: Perca fluviatilis (European perch)
Lineage: Eukaryota; Metazoa; Chordata; Actinopteri; Perciformes; Percidae
Gene: klhl36
Product: kelch-like family member 36
Exons: 9
Coding region: 296-2137 (613 amino acids)
Molecular function (GO): cullin family protein binding
Source: RefSeq, a predicted model, not a curated record